Molecule: messenger RNA, 2026 nt
Organism: Oryzias latipes (Japanese medaka)
Lineage: Eukaryota; Metazoa; Chordata; Actinopteri; Beloniformes; Adrianichthyidae
Gene: zdhhc22
Product: zDHHC palmitoyltransferase 22
Molecular function (GO): palmitoyltransferase activity
Source: RefSeq, a predicted model, not a curated record
UUGAGGAUGAACACCGUCAGCGUGGCUCCGAGAAAUCUGUUUUUGUCUGCGUGAGGGAGACAGCAGCAGGAAGCUUCGUGGUGCUGAAAGAACAGCUCCUUAACAGCUGGACAUCUUCAGAGAUGUUCACCCGAAUGUUAAAACUGAGACUGCUCAACGCCGUGGCACCUGUGUAUUUCUUCAUGGCAACAGCAGUUACCAACAUCCUACAUUUCUUCUUCUUCAUCCCGACUAUAUUCCCUUACCCAGAAACCUCCCUGAUGGUGUCAUCCACUCUCCAUACAGUGCUUGUGCUCUUCUUGAUGUUCAACGCACUGGGGAACUACAUUAUGACUAUCAUAUAUCCUGCUGAAAGUGCCAACGAGACUUUGAUCCCUGUGUGCUCCCCACACUGCUCAGACAAAGUGGAUGCUCACUACCUUCUGAACGGCCGGCACUUCUGCAAACUGUGCAAGAAGAUCAUCCUUAAGAGGGACCACCACUGUUUUUUCACCGGGAACUGCAUCGGCAACAAAAACAUGCGUUACUUCCUGAUGUUCUGCAUCUACACGUCAUGCACGUGUUUGUACUCUUUGGUUCUGGGUGUCGCGUUUUUGACAGUGGAGUACUCCAUCUCUUUUGAGAACCCCCUGACCUUUCUUACUCUCCUCCCCCUCUCGGUCUGCUCCUUCUUCAUGGGAACCAUCUCAGGAUUGCAGCUGUUCCUGGUGCUGAUGCUGUAUGUGUGGCUGGGCAUCGGCCUGGUGUGCGCCGGUUUCUGCUCCCAGCAGAUGCUGCUGGUGGCUCGGGGACAGACUUGGUGUCAGAUGCAGAGAGGCGAGCUGGUGAGGAACUGCAGCAACUGGAGAGCCAACUUGAAGCACGUCUUUGGCACGCGCUGGAUCCUCGGACUCAUCCUGCCUGUGCAAACGGAGGAGUGCUCUGAAGAUGCUGAUGGACAAAAACAAGACUAAGGAUCGGGAUAGGUCAAAAAACUUAAAGGACCGAUUAGAACUCUUUUGAUGAUGGGAUGCUCUAUGUUUAAAGUUAUCCCUGAAAUAACUAAUGGCACAUAUUCAGUUUAGGAAAGGAGCCAUAGGAGCUAAGACCUUUCUCUUUAAAAAGCAAGUAUCAACAUUUAAUCUUUAGCUUCCGUUUCAAUUCUAAAGUUUUUGCUUUCUUUCAUUGAUUUGCAUGUUUUCACAGCUUUAAUGAUACGACAAACUGGCAAUAUUUGUAUUUUUUCCUUAUCUCUCUCUUAUAAUACUUGCUAUUAAGUGGUUUUUAAGCAAUGUGGAGUUUGACUUUCCUACGAAGGGCUACAGGAUGGUGUUCGCAGCGUACACUGCCAGGUGUUUGUGUUUCAGCUCCUCUUUUACUACAGAAUUAGGCUUAACUGUGGAGUAAGAGUCAUCUGUAAGGAUGCUCAGAGAAAAUGUCAUUGAAUUAACCAGGGGAACAUUCACACAAUGCCAUUAGGUCCCAUCUUAGAUGCUUAUAAACGAUUGCAUCUGGUUUACUGAUCAUCAGCCGCACAGGCUGCACAUUUGAAGUGAAACAGCAGAUGGUCGACAUCUGAAGAAUUCCUUCAAACACAGUUCCAAUUGCAGGAGUACUUUGUAGAGAUUAUGAUGUGUAUUUAUUUACAACAUUAAAUGUUUUUCCAAGUCAGACAAAUGUUUUUUUUUUUUAAAUCUCUUUAUUGGUACAUUCUUUGCUAAGAAAUGUCACAAGCCAAAGCUUUUCAAGAAGUUCAAUAAAUCACUUUUGACACAGAUGAAGAAAAAGCACACUUUGCAAUAACAGGCAAUUACUGUUUAAGCAAUAAAAAUAAUUUAAAAACGACCAACUUCACACUUCUCCUUCAGUGGCUAUAACUUUAGGAAAUGCUUCCAAAAUAAAAGGUAUAUUCCUUAAUUGUAUUAAAGAAUAUAUACUAUUUCAUAUAACUUUUUUUAAUACCUCCAAAAAUAAAUGUACUUGCUUGAAAAACAGCAACAACAUUAAAAGUUACCCAACAUGUAGAAAGAAAUGCAAACAGGCAUCA